GUUGGCGGACUUGAUAAUCACGUGUCUGCAACAUGGCCGACCCAGGACUAUAAAGUUUGUGUGCUGUUGUUUAGCUAGGUAGCUAUUUAUAUAAAUGUUGUUAGCCCUUUUAUUUGCAACAUAGAGGUCAGGCUGAACUGAAGUAUUAUAUUUUUAAGUAUAGACAAGUGCUAUGAAUUGUCAAUGAAUAUAUACAAAUAUAAACGGCAGUAACACAUUAGGGAAAACUAAGGACAGCUAACGUUAGCUGACUAGGUAUUUUGCACUCGUAGUAAAAACAUAGCCUUGUCACACAAAAACAUAGUCCUUCUGUUAAGCUGUCUAAUAGCCAGAUUUAUACACCAUGAGGAAAUGGAACUCACGAGAGGAACGGAGAUCACGUCGGCGACAAGGUGCUCACCGCAACGACUGGUACAGAGACAACCGGCAGAGUUCAUCACAAGACGAAUGGUAUGGAUAUAGUCAAACAGACUCUUCUAACCAAGCUUCCCAGAGAGGCUCUGAUGCUGCAAAUCCGUCCACCUCUUCGUCCUCGGUCUCUUCCUCCUCAACAUCAACCUCCUCUUCCUCUAAUACUAGCAAUGUGGCACCUGAACUGCCAGGGUUUUAUUUCGACGUGGAGAAGAACCGCUACUUCCGCCUGUUGCCGGGACACAACAACUGUAACCCCCUGACCAAGGAGCAGCUGCAGGAGAAGGAGAGAGAGAAGCACAGGGCCAGGCUGCUCUCGGAGGAUGACCAGCCCUUCAAGAAGGCGCCAAGAGUAGGAUUAAACACGGCUCUUCUGCUGCAGAAAAGACGAGUUGGGCUUCUACCUUCAAACUCCUACUGCAGGUUGGUCCAUGAAGUGAAGGCGAGUGGAAUGAUGCGACAACGUCUGGAGGUCAAGAGCACUGAAAACCACAGCCCCAACCAAGACAACUUCAGGGUCAUAGUGGGGGACUCUGCGUCUGAGAGGGUGUUCACGGUCAACGACGUGUCCCACGGCGGGUGCAAGUACGGCAUCAUGAACUUUAAAGGCUGCAGCAGAGGCUCACUGGCGGUGGAAAUGUGUGACAACCUGUACUUCACCAACCGCAAGGUGAAUUCCAUCUGCUGGGCAUCAGUUAACCAUCCCGACUCCCAUGUGUUGCUGUGUCUGGUGGGGAUGGCAGACACCCCGGGCUGUGUCAGUCUGCUCCCUGCCUCCCUUUUCAGCAACUCCAACCCAGAGCAGCCCGGGAUGCUGUGUAGCUUCAAGAUCUCAGCUGCCUGGUCCUGUGCCUGGUGCCUCAACCCUCAGGCGGACAAGAGCUUCAGCACAGGUCUGUCUCGCCGGAUCAUCGUGCAGGAUGCGGAGGCGCGUCGCACUCAGACGUACAGCGUGACCAGCGAUGUCUUGGCCCAGCAGUUUGCUGUCCGGGCCCCGGUGCUGUUCAACGGCUGCCGCUCCGGGGAGAUGUUCAGCAUCGACCUGCGGGUGCGCGGCCGGCGGGGGGGCGGCUGGAAGAGCAGCCGCUUCCACCAGGAGUCGGCCAUCACCUCGGUGCGCCUGCUGCAGGACGAGAACUACCUGCUGGCCGCCGACAUGCUGGGCCAGAUCAAGCUCUGGGACGUGCGGGCGACCAAGCCGGUGCGGGAGUACAAGGGGCAUCACAACGAGCACGCCUACCUGCCCAUCCACGUGAACGAAGCCGAGGGGCUGCUGCUGGCAGUGGGUCAGGACUGCUACACCCGGCUGUGGAGCCUCCAGGACGGCCAGCUGCUGCGGACCAUCCCGUCACCACACCCCGCCGCCAAAGACCUCAUCCCCAGCGUGGUGUUCUCCUCGCAGCUGGGCGGCCGCCGGGGGCUCCCCGGCCUGCUCAUGGCCGUCAAGCACGACCUGUACUACUUCUCGUACAACACGGACCCCCAGGAUACGACGACGAAGCAGCCCACUCGGUGAAGGAACCGUCCUCUGCCAACUGUGUUUCGGUUUGCUUUUUUCACGACAAAGAGGUGGUCUUUUGGUGGUAUUGGGGGUAUUUUGCCGACGGCGAAUGUGGCAAAUUGGAUCUCCACCGCGCCAAGUGUUUGACUUGAAUUGAGCUUGGCUGUGGGUUAUUGUGGUUCUCUAUAACAUCGACUCCGGCGGGGCUGAAGGGAUAUAGGUAGGUCAACUUUCAGUUUGAAAGAGGUUGGUAGGAAUGGUGAGCACCAGGGCGUUCGCUUGCGAGUAAAAGGAUGGAAUAUAAUAAUGGUUGGGGUUAUUAGGAAAAAAGGAAACACUGUGAAAGAAACUAUAUGCUGUGUAUUUUCCAUAGAAAGUGCAAUUAUUAACAGACUUAAUUGACAUUUGAAAUUAAAUAAUUGGGUGCUGGCAUUGUCUUCGCAACUUCCAUUCCUGCAUGCUUCAGCAAUUUGCUGUUUUUAAAGAAACUAGAAACGUACACACAAAUGUGUCAAAUGUUUGUCUCUUUAUUAUCCGAGCAAAUAUCAACACAUUCAAGAUAAAGGUUUUUCUUUUUUUUGCCUUUUUUCCGUGUUCCUCCAACUUGACUCAGGAAAGACGAUGGAGGUCGUAGAUUUCUAGCUUAUUUCCCCUUCAAGUGAAUACUAAGUCUCCCCUCCACUUAGAUCUUUAUAAUGCCCUGUAUAUGUGGUGGUGGACGGUAAACACAAAGCAGUUCAACCAGAUAUCAAACAGACUAACAUGUUAUGGUGCAACUCUAAGUAAAUCUGCCCCGCCACUGGUUCAAACAUGGCUUCAGCACGAUCCUACUAUACACGGCGUCGCCUCGCUCGACUAUCUCGACCUCUUCUGAGGGGCCAGCCUCAGGAAGCUCUGAGACACAGCUGCUCUUUAGAGGCAGAUCAUAUGUAGUACAGUCUUGUUGAUUGUUCUAGGAUUAGAUAAAUUAAAUAUUUUAAAAAAGCAAGCCAUUAACAAAAUGGUUUUCAUUAUUUAUAUAGUAAACUUUUCCCUCUAGGUAUAGAUUUUUCAUAUAAAAUUAAACAGUCAGUGUGGGCACUGGGCAGCAUUGUUAAGGCGAGUCUAUGAACAGAACAUCAGCCUUUUCAAAUGCAUACACAACCACAAAUAGGCCAAACGAGAAUAUAGGAUAUCGCUAUUGGUUCUAAUGCAAUAACAUGGAAUGCAUUUAUAGCGCUACAGUACAUUUGUGGAUUAAGAGUGAAAACUGUGGGAAAACUACACUUCCCAGCUUUUCCAUUUGUUCUAAAGCUAAAAUAUUUAAGUCCUAACGCUAAGCUAGUAUUAAGGGCACUGUUUAUUGAAGCAGCAGCGCACACUGGAAGCUUUAUGCAGAUCAUUGCGGACUACUACUACUACCUAGUUCCAAUAGAGUACUAAAGUGUGACGUCAAGUUUCCAUAGCAACCGAUUUUCAGUUCUACACAAACCAAAUUAACAAGGGGACAUCCUAUGCCACACAAACGUUUUUUUUGCGAAUUGAUUUGCAAGUUUGCUUUACCAAUGAUGUAGUAGGAAUAUUGAGAAUAGAUUGUAGAUUCAUAUAAAAUAAAAAUAUAUUUAAAGUAACGUCAAACUUUUCCUUUUAAUACCCAAGGGGAAUACAUGAAAGCCUCGACAGGUUUCAAUUGGUAGUGAUUUUCCCCUCUUGAAAUAGAUUUAUUUUCAUUUUCAAAGAAACACAAGGCAGCAAUGGAAAACUCCAUCUCUGGUUUGUUUAGAACUGAAAAUCCGGUCGCCAGGACAACGUGACGUUUUCACUUUAGUACUCCUAAUGCUCAAGUGUAUUACAUCUGUAUGAUUGUCAUAGGACUUCUGGUUUACUGUGAAGCAGUACUAAGACUCUUAAGGGGUUAAGAGGGGUGUUAUGAAAUGAGCCCAAGCCCAGCUUUUAGGAAAGCCGUUACUAUAAUACAACUUAAAACAUCAUCGCACAUGAUAUCCUCUUUCCUGAUAAUGAUAACUCGUUCUACUAAAACCUUUGUUCUGUUGUUUUCCCAUAAAAGUGUUGACGAUGAAAGUGAAAUAGAAUUAAAUGGGACACUGACAAACAAGACGAGACAAACAAACAGCAAACAUGUUCCAAUGUUUCAGAAACAGGCCGAGGCCGGUAUCCGUAACAACAAACCACCCAUCAUCCAAUCAGAAUCUACUACCGCGGACCACUUCUGCAUCCGGCAAGAUUUCCCAAAUUUCCAGCUCCCAGACCGGGGAAGACCUCCGCCUUGACGGCCC
Messenger RNA from Gadus chalcogrammus (walleye pollock), 4188 nucleotides. RefSeq names its product WD repeat domain 21 (gene wdr21). Gene Ontology annotation, cellular component: Cul4-RING E3 ubiquitin ligase complex. Bases 344 to 1927 code for a protein of 527 amino acids. Gene Ontology annotation, molecular function: protein binding. Lineage: Eukaryota; Metazoa; Chordata; Actinopteri; Gadiformes; Gadidae. The record is from RefSeq and is a predicted model, not a curated record. The transcript is spliced from 13 exons.